Messenger RNA from Pararge aegeria (speckled wood butterfly), 3246 nucleotides. It is a transcript of the gene Gyc32E, whose product is annotated as guanylate cyclase 32E. Gene Ontology annotation, biological process: intracellular signal transduction; protein phosphorylation; cGMP biosynthetic process. Bases 1 to 3246 code for a protein of 1081 amino acids. The record is from RefSeq and is a predicted model, not a curated record. NCBI's taxonomy places the organism in Eukaryota, Metazoa, Arthropoda, Insecta, Lepidoptera, Nymphalidae. The transcript is spliced from 21 exons. Gene Ontology annotation, molecular function: peptide receptor activity; guanylate cyclase activity; protein kinase activity.
AUGGAUGAUCUCGAAGUGGGGGGGAUCAGUUUGUUUGAUAUAGUUAAGAGCAGUUGCGGCAGUUCGAAUAUCUGUCCCAGUUUCCGGAUGAACUGGAGCGAGACAAAUACUGUUACAAUUGGGUUUCUUGGCGCGUACGGAUGGAGUCAGACAGUCCUGGGAGCGCUGCCAUUAGCCGUGGCAGCUAUUAACCGAAACCCAGACCUGUUACCGGGCUUAAAGCUGAGGUUCAUAUCUGCAGACAUCGGCCGGCCCCGACCUACACUACAGUUGGAUAAAGACAGCCUUUCCUUAAGGGUGAUGACUCAAAUGCGGGACCUUGGCGUGGUGGCGUUCUUCGGACCUGAUGGAACAUGCCACACGGAGGCGAAGCUGGCUUCUGCCUGGAACCUACCUCUUAUUUCUCACAAAUGUGCUGAAGCCCAAGGAAGAGAAGCUGGCGGUCUGGGCUCAACAUUCGCGCGCACUCUACCACCGGCGCACAAAGUCAGCAAAUCAGUAGUUGCGCUUCUCAAAGCCUACGGAUGGAGCAAGUUCGCAAUUAUAGCUGGUGACGAGCUCACAGCAGCUGAACAACAAAUGGACGCGAUUAAAGAGCUAUCGCAGAGCAACGGUCUCACAAUAACAGCUGAGCAUCGGUUCACAGAUUACAUCCCGCGGCACAUUUCACACAUGGAGCGGAUCGUCGAUGAGACCUAUGACAAAACUAGAGUUUACGUGUUCCUGGGCGAGCACAUCGCUCUGGUUGACUUUGUGAACGUGCUCCAAAGACGAGGACUCCUAGCAGCCGGGGAGUACGCCGUGGUGGCUGUCGAUGACGAAAUAUACGACCCCAACGAUGCCGCGAUAACACACGCUGAUCAUCUAAUACAGAACAGCAGUAGUGACGUGCUGGCGUUCAGGGCAGUUCUCAAAUUAACGCCCUCUCAUCCAACCAACCCCUAUUAUCUGACUCUCUGCCAAAUGAUACGGAAGCUGUCCGCGGCGCCACCCUUCUGCGUGCCAAACUACCACAAGAUAUUUGAGGACACUUCAGUGCCCAUAGAAGCGGCUCAUCUCUUCGAUGCCGUAACGCUUUGGGCCCGCGCUGCCACCGCUGCAUUGCGUCACGGGCUGCCACUCACAGAUGGCGCCACUCUCAUAAAGCUGCUGCGACCAACUACUUACAGAUCUCUACAAGGAUUUGAUGAAUUCGUGGGUGGAUCUAAAAUAGCAUGGAUAGGAGGUCAGCCACCUGUCGCGGAACCUGAAUGCGGCUUCGACGGCAAGAAAUGCGACCUACCUCACGACCCGGUGGUACUAUCAGCUGCCGCUGCGGUUGCGGCUGCCGCCUUGCUCACAGCGGCAUUGUUAGUACGGCACUACCGAUACGAGCAGAAACUCGCUUCUGUGCUGUGGCGGAUUGAAGCCAAGGAUCUUAUCAUUAUUUCUACUGGAAAUGACAAUAAGGUAGGUGCACUUAUGGAAGUGGAUACGAAACGUGCGCACACCACUAUCGCAUCGUAUAGAGGAAACAUCGUGGCUGUGAAACGGCUUAAGAAAAAAAACAUCGACGUCACCAGAGCUAUCAAGAAGGAAUUGAAGCAGAUGCGUGAACUGCGCCACGAAAACCUCACGCCCUUCGUAGGCGUCUGUGUAGAGACCGGCGUAGCUUGCAUCGCUACGGCAUACUGCUCACGUGGAUCCCUGGCCACCGUUCUGGAAGAUAGAGACUUGCAUUUAGACGAUAUGUUCGUUGCAAGUCUGGUAGCUGAUCUGCUGCGAGGACUGACUUACAUCCAUGAGUCAGCGCUUAUAUCCCAUGGGAAUUUAACGUCCAGCAAUUGCUUGGUUGAUCGACGAUGGGUUUUGCAGAUCACGGACUAUGGGCUGCACACUCUGAAGAGUGGCUGUGCCGACACGGAAGAUGCACUUCGAAUGGAAAAACGCAUGCUGUGGAGAGCCCCUGAGUUGCUGCGAGACCAGACCGCUCUUCCCAGGGGGUCGCAGAAGGGGGACGUGUACUCUUUCGGCAUCAUAUUGUAUGAAAUCCUCGGCAGGAAUGGACCAUGGGGCGACACCAAUCUUACUCAUACAGAGAUAAUCGGGCGCGUAAGGCAACCUAUUGGGGGUGUCUUCUUCCGACCACCACUUAGUGGUGUGGCAGCGCGACCGUCAGUCCUGGCCGUGUUGAAGUCUUGCUGGAGCGAGCGCCCGGACAGGCGCCCGGACGUACGACUAGUCCGGCUGAGACUGAAGGAUAUGCAUGCUGGAAUGAAAACAAAUAUCUUCGACAACAUGCUGGUUAUGAUGGAGAAAUAUGCAUCGAACCUUGAAGGGCUGGUGGCAGCCAGGACAGAGCAAGUUUUGCUGGAGAAAAGGAGGGCUGAUGAUCUUCUCAACAGAAUGCUGCCGAGGACAGUGGCAGAAGCCCUAAAGCGCGGGGAGCCGGUUCAAGCUGAAAGCUACGACUGCGUCACCAUUUACUUCAGUGAUAUUGUCGGAUUCACAAAUUUGGCCGCCAUCAACACCCCUAUGCAGGUAGUGGAGAUACUCAACGAUUUGUACACGUGCUGCGAUGCUAUAAUAUCGUUCUACAAUGUCUAUAAGGUUGAAACGAUCGGCGACGCGUACAUGGUAGUCGGCGGCCUUCCGGAGCGGUGCUCACGCCACGCAGCUGAGGUGGCGUCCCUCGCUCUGCACGUCUUGGACGCUGUUCCCAAAAUACGCAUGCGGCAUAUGCCCGCCGCCCGACUUCACAUCAGGAUAGGCAUUCACAGUGGUCGCUGCGCAGCUGGAGUGGUGGGUAUCAAGAUGCCCCGCUACUGCCUUUUUGGGGACACCGUCAACACCGCAGCCAGGAUGGAGUCGACCGGCGAGCCCCAGCGUAUUCACAUCAGCAGCGAAACCCAUCGCCUGCUCAAACAGCAUGGCGGGUUCCACUUCAAGGAGCGGGGGGUCAUCAAUAUCAAGGGUAAGGGAGAGAUGAGGACGUGGUGGCUGGUCGGUGAGGAUAGCGAGCGUCGAAAAAGUUCCCUAUACAAAUACCAAGUGGGUGUCAUCCCAACACACAAUGAGUCCUACGAGGACGCACCGUGGAGCAUCGGGAGGUCCAUCGUCAACAUCCGGGACCGUGCUCGCCUGUCCUGCGGGGGGUCCCUGGGCCCCGGGUCAGCGCUGUCGUCCCCGGGCCCUCCCGCUUGCGCCUGCUUCGUCCCCCCGCGGGACCACCAUUCGGCCCCCGCUGUCACCUUUUGUGAAGAAUGA